CGCCUCCAGCCCCGAGUCCUCGCGCCCUCGCACCGGGGGCGGGCUCGCUGCGCGUGCCGGGCGGGGAAGCGGCGCGAGCCGGGCGCUGAGAACGUUCGCCGCGGGGGCGGCUCCGGGGCCUGGGAGCGCUGGUGCCGUCUCUGCCGCGAACUCCGGGCCGGAGGUGGCGGAGGAGGCUGCGGUCGCGGGAGACCUUCUCGACGCCCCCUGCUCCGGCCGGGAAGAUGAUUGAGGAAAGUGGGAAUAAGCGGAAGACCAUGGCAGAGAAGAGGCAGCUGUUCAUAGAAAUGCGUGCUCAGAAUUUCGAUGUCAUACGACUAUCCACGUACAGAACAGCGUGCAAAUUACGAUUUGUCCAAAAACGAUGCAACCUCCAUCUCGUUGACAUCUGGAACAUGAUCGAAGCCUUCCGAGACAAUGGCCUUAACACGCUGGACCACAGCACGGAGAUCAGCGUGUCCCGCCUCGAAACCGUCAUCUCGUCCAUCUACUACCAGCUGAACAAGCGCCUGCCCUCCACGCACCAGAUCAGUGUGGACCAGUCCAUCAGCCUCCUCCUCAACUUCAUGAUCGCUGCGUAUGACAGCGAGGGCCGAGGCAAGAUGACGGUAUUCUCAGUUAAAGCUAUGUUAGCAACCAUGUGUGGUGGGAAAAUGCUGGACAAAUUGCGAUAUGUUUUCUCCCAGAUGUCAGACUCCAACGGCUUAAUGAUCUUUAGCAAGUUCGACCAGUUUCUGAAGGAAGUGCUGAAGCUCCCCACCGCCGUCUUCGAGGGGCCGUCCUUCGGCUACACGGAGCACUCCGCCCGCGCCUGCUUCCCGCAGCAGAAAAAGAUAAUGCUAAACAUGUUCUUAGACACCAUGAUGGCCGACCCCCCUCCCCAGUGCCUUGUCUGGCUGCCCCUCAUGCACAGGCUCGCCCACGUGGAGAACGUCUUCCAUCCCGUGGAGUGCUCCUACUGCCGGUGCGAGAGCAUGAUGGGCUUCCGGUACCGAUGCCAGCAGUGCCACAACUACCAGCUCUGCCAGAACUGCUUUUGGCGUGGCCACGCCAGUGGUUCUCACAGCAACCAGCACCAGAUGAAGGAGCAUUCCUCCUGGAAAUCCCCUGCAAAGAAGCUGAGCCAUGCAAUUAGUAAAUCUUUGGGGUGCGUACCCACCAGAGAACCCCCGCAUCCUGUUUUUCCUGAGCAACCAGAGAAACCACUUGACCUUGCAAAUAUAGUUCCUCCUCGCCCUCUGGCCAACAUGAAUGACACCAUGGUGAGCCACAUGUCCUCCGGAGCGCCCACGCCCACCAAGAGGUUACAGUGUAGCCAGGACAUACCCGGUCACCUGGCCGAUGAGCAUGCGCUGAUAGCCUCCUAUGUGGCCCGCCUGCAGCACUGUGCACGUGUCCUGGACAGUCCCAGCCGACUGGAUGAGGAGCACCGGCUUAUAGCUCGCUACGCCGCCCGGCUGGCCGCAGAGGCGGGAAACGUGCCCCGCCCUCCCACUGACCUGAGCUUUAACUUCGAUGCCAACAAACAGCAAAGACAGCUCAUUGCAGAACUGGAAAACAAAAACAGGGAGAUCCUGCAGGAGAUCCAGCGUCUCCGCCUGGAGCACGAGCAGGCGUCCCAGCCCACCCCGGAGAAGGCCCAGCAGAACCCCACGCUGCUGGCCGAGCUGCGGCUGCUGAGGCAGAGGAAGGACGAACUGGAGCAGAGAAUGUCGGCUCUGCAGGAGAGCAGGCGGGAGCUGAUGGUUCAGCUGGAAGGGCUCAUGAAGCUGUUGAAGGCUCAGGCCGCAGGAUCGCCGCACACCUCGCCCACGCACGGAGGGGGCGGCCGCCCCAUGCCCAUGCCGGUCCGCUCGGCGUCCACUGGCUCCACGCCCACACACGGCCCCCAGGACCCGCUGGGCGGCGUCGGGGGAGACAUGCAGGAGGCCUUCGCACAAGGUACGAGGAGAAACCUCCGCAAUGACCUGCUGGUGGCCGCCGACUCCAUCACCAACACCAUGUCAUCCCUGGUGAAGGAGCUCCACUCAGGGACACCCUGGAUGUCUUCACCCAGAGAGUCUGUCUCCCUCGAGAUCACACAGAGAUAAUUACACGUUUCAGUUUCUCUUAAGAGCACAGCUUGUGGAGCCAGCGCAACUCAGAGCUUAAAGAAACGUAGGCCUCCACGUACAGUCGGGCCCCUGCCUCCCCGAUGUGCCUUCUGCCCGUGCUCCUUCCGCGGCUGCUCUUUCCUGUCCUAGGCCCCGGCCGCCGCCUCGCUCCGCAGCUCCCCUGCGUGCCUGGGACCACAUCGGCCAUCCACGGACGCCUCCGGACUCUCUCCCAGCUGCCUUUCUGCCCCCUCCUCUCUGAUUUGGUGUUGAAACCCUAUUCUCCCCUUUUGUCCAUGACUAGGCUCUCGUUUCACUUGAAGUUCAUGACCUGAGUCUGUUGCUUCCUUCCCUCCUCGGGUUCCGUUUCAUCUGUGACUUCUUUCUCAGUCUCUCUCGAUCACUUAGCUGUUUCAGCGAUUUUCCAGAGACCCUUACCUCAUGCCCAUUUCCCCCCUUCCGUGAAACCCAGGACAGGAGUAAAAGCCCAUUCCCAUAUCAUCACCCCUCCAGGAAUCCCCAUGACCCCAUCCGUUGUGUAGCUGCCAGAUAUCUGCUGGUUUUCUUACAGUGGCCCGAUUCCCAUGUUAAAUAUUAAGCAGGCGGGUUCCCUUCCCGAGUUCCAUAGGUCACUCAUACAGAUGGCUCUCUUGUGUUUCUUCUGACCUAAGGUAAUGCUUUUAGAUGCCUUGACAAGGUCAUUAAUUACCAAGGUUAUUAAUUAAAAAUAUAAAGCUGUU
Messenger RNA from Phyllostomus hastatus (greater spear-nosed bat), 2833 nucleotides. It is a transcript of the gene DTNB, whose product is annotated as dystrobrevin beta. Bases 225 to 2090 code for a protein of 621 amino acids. Gene Ontology annotation, molecular function: zinc ion binding. The record is from RefSeq and is a predicted model, not a curated record. Gene Ontology annotation, cellular component: synapse; plasma membrane. Gene Ontology annotation, biological process: synaptic signaling. Lineage: Eukaryota; Metazoa; Chordata; Mammalia; Chiroptera; Phyllostomidae. The transcript has 18 exons.